Saccoglossus kowalevskii is the source of this 839-nucleotide messenger RNA. RefSeq lists its product as uncharacterized. Lineage: Eukaryota; Metazoa; Hemichordata; Enteropneusta; Harrimaniidae. The record is from RefSeq and is a predicted model, not a curated record.
GAGAUAAAUGUCCAAGAGUUAGUUGAUUUCACAUAUGAAAAAGAAGCCACGGGGAAGUUGACCCUGUGUCCAACCUUGCCAAUGGUAAAACCUUUAUUUUCAGCGGAACUGAAGACACAACUGUUGAUCAAGGUGUGGCAGUUGCAUUGGAAGAUUACAUGAAGGAUUUUAUGCCCGUGUCAAGCAUCGCCACAGACUAUAGUGUUGCAGCGGGACAUGCCAUGAUCACAGAGCAUUAUGGGAAUAUUUGCAGUGCAGAAAAAAUGCCAUAUAUCAACGACUGUGAUUAUCCUGCAGCAUUCUAUAUAUUAAACCAUAUCUAUGGCGGUGGACUUAAGAUGCCGGCGGAAUGGGGCGUGGCUCUACCUGGCGAUAUGAUGCAGUUUGAUCAGACAGAGUUAAUUCCGUCAUACAGUGGUUCUCAUAGUCUGGAUGAUAUUGGAUUCAUCUAUGUGCCGUCGGGGUGUAAAACAACACCAGGAUGUAAACUUCAUGUUGUUUACCAUGGUUGUCUACAGGGAAGACAUAAUUUAGACGCCGAGUAUGCAGUUACUACAGGUUACAACGAGGUGGGCGAAGACAACAACAUAAUAAUCGUGUAUCCACAAUGUGAGACAAGUUUAGGUAAUGGAAAUGGAUGUUUUGAUUGGUGGGGUUAUACCGAUGCCAGUUAUGAUCUGAAGGCAGGAAUACAGAUGCAAUUUUCGAAGAACAUCAUAGAUCGAUUAGUAUCGGAACAUCACGCAUGCAGUACUAUUCGUAGUAAGAUGGCACAAAAACCAUGCCUCGGUGCAUCGGCUCCGCCUCCGACACCUCAACCAACGCCAGUGUAUUGUUAG